Messenger RNA from Alnus glutinosa, 1631 nucleotides. Its product is annotated as NADH kinase. The transcript is spliced from 5 exons. NCBI's taxonomy places the organism in Eukaryota, Viridiplantae, Streptophyta, Magnoliopsida, Fagales, Betulaceae. Gene Ontology annotation, molecular function: NAD+ kinase activity. The coding region runs from base 146 to 1111 and encodes 321 amino acids. Gene Ontology annotation, biological process: NADP+ biosynthetic process; NAD+ metabolic process. The record is from RefSeq and is a predicted model, not a curated record.
ACAAUAACAAUAAUAAAAGCAGAACCAAGAACAAACUCGGGAAUAAAAGAAUUUAGCUGCAUUACCGAACGAAAUAGUGUCAUGGGCUAUGGCCCUUCUAUUCAACCCAACUCACCGCUCUGCAACGCUCUAGAGAGAGAGAAAGAUGGCGAGGAGGAGAUUGUUGUUGCUGUUGAAAUCGUUCGACUCUUACCCAAUGCGCCAAUUAAACGGUCAUUCUGGGAUCACCAACCCCCAGGCAUUGCAGAUGUUAUAUUACUUGGAGAACAGGCGUAAGGUACACAUGGAUGCCAUAAAAUAUUGUAAGUUAAUUCUGCAGCAAAGGCCAGUUGAUUGGGAACCCAUAUUCCGAAACAAUCUAGCACAGCCUAUCCGUAAUGUGGACCUGGUUAUUACAGUUGGAGGUGAUGGGACUCUUUUGCAGGCCAGCCAUUUCAUGGAUGAUACAGUUCCAAUUCUUGGAGUGAAUUCUGACCCCACACAGAUUGAAGAGGUGGAACAGUUCAACAAUGAGUUUGAUGCUAAUAGAAGCACAGGCCAUCUUUGUGCAGCAACUGUCAAUAACUUUCAACAAGUAUUAGACGACAUCCUCGCAGGUCAUAAGGCUCCUUCCCAAUUAUCAAGGAUAUCAAUAUGUGUAAACUCACAACUGCCGUCAACAUAUGCUCUUAACGAUAUCUUAGUUGCGCAUCCAUGUCCAGCGGCACUUUCUCGGUUCUCAUUCAAAAUUAAAAGGGAUGACCAGCCUUGUUCCCCUUUAGUGAACUGUCGAUCAAGUGGUCUGAGAGUUUCAACAGCUGCCGGUUCAACAGCUGCAAUGCUCUCAGCAGGUGGAUUUCCAAUGCCCAUUUUAUCUCGGGAUCUCCAAUAUAUGGUAAGAGAACCCAUUUCUCCUGGAGCAGCCUCUAGCUUGAUGCAUGGAUUAAUCAAAUCUGAUCAGUACAUGGAGACCACAUGGUUUUGUAAGGAGGGUGUUGUAUACGUUGAUGGUUCUCAUAUUUGCUAUCCUGUCCAAAAUGGGGAUAGAAUUGAAAUAUCUUCCAGGGCCCCAAUUCUGAAAGUAUUUUUGCCUCACCAUUUGGUAUCAGAGAACAAAAGUGCAGAAAGUUGAGGCAACAUAUCUUUAUCAGAAAGAAAUGGAAAUUUCUAAAUAUGAGUCAAAUAUGCAGGACAGGAACAGUAAAGAUGAGUUGGGAGACGGCACUUGUACAAGGAAGAUUUCUCUCUCCAGGGAAAUGCCCAAUAUGUAGGUUGAGGUUGAGGUUGAGGUUGAAGUUUUACUUUGUAGAAAAUUGAGCUACAAGCCUACAACUGUAUUAGCUUUAUGGGAAUCCUGGAUUUAUAAGAAGAAUCCGUUUUAAGUAUAUAGACUAGACAUUUUCUCCAGAAUUGGGGCCAGUCCAUGUAUAUAGUCCGCACUUUCUGUUAGUUUUCCUCAAGUGGACAAUGUUGGGCAGGCUUUAGUUAUCUCUCGUGUUGAAGGAUGCUUUGGUUAGACACCCCUUUACUUAAACAUGGGGCAUCAGCGUUUUUUAAAAGAGUAAUGCUAUUUAGUAUUCUGAUAUACAAUUGUCAUAUAUUAUUGGGGUGCUGUGGCAAUAAAAAUCAGUCAUUGAAUUUUUUUUUUUUAA